UCCACCAUCAGGGCAACACAAUAAAAUUGAAUGCCAUCUAAAACAAAGCAAAAAGAUUUACUAUAAUUAUUUUCUUACUCAUGCAUGUACUCCCAAUCUCCCAUAGAUAUUUUCGAAGGUAUUUUUGUGGUAACGUACAAGUCUUGGCUUCGUAAUCUAAAUACCGAAAAAGAAAAUGCCUCUAACUUCCCUUCCUCUCUCUAUAUAUUUCAACCACUCUCUGUCUCUCUUCCUCUUUGUAGUUUCUCAAAUAUUUUCUUCAGAGUUGGCACGACCUCAUUAAUAAUAAUCUUCUCUACACCUAUCAAUAAGAGAUAUAUUUUAGAGUUUCACUUUGGUGCACAAACAAAGCUCGUACAACAUUCUUCGUAUAUGGCUCUUCGUCGCUGCUUACCUCAAUAUUCAACAACUUCAUCUUAUCUCUCCAAGAUCUGGGGAUUUCGUAUGCAUGGGACCAAGGCAGCAGCUUCUGUUGUAGAAGAACAUGUCUCGGGGGCAGAACGUGAGGAUGAAGAAUAUGCUGAUGUAGAUUGGGACAACCUUGGAUUCAGUCUUGUACGGACAGAUUUCAUGUUCGCCACCAAAAGUUGCAGAGACGGAAACUUCGAACAGGGUUACCUUAGCCGUUACGGCAACAUCGAGCUCAACCCUGCUGCUGGAAUUCUCAACUAUGGCCAGGGACUAAUAGAGGGGAUGAAAGCGUACAGAGGAGAAGACGGUAGGGUUCUUCUCUUCCGUCCAGAGCUAAACGCGAUGCGUAUGAAGAUAGGAGCUGAGAGAAUGUGUAUGCAUUCUCCUUCUGUUCAUCAGUUUAUUGAAGGUGUUAAGCAGACCGUUCUUGCAAACAGGCGUUGGGUUCCUCCUCCGGGCAAAGGCUCGUUGUAUCUCAGACCGUUGUUGUUCGGAAGUGGAGCAAGCUUGGGUGUGGCUGCAGCAUCAGAGUACACGUUUCUUGUGUUUGGCUCUCCUGUUCAAAACUACUUCAAGGAAGGCACAGCGGCGUUGAACCUGUAUGUGGAGGAGGUGAUUCCACGCGCUUAUCUUGGAGGAACUGGUGGUGUAAAGGCAAUAUCCAAUUACGGUCCAGUGCUUGAAGUGAUGAGAAGAGCAAAAUCAAGAGGGUUUUCGGAUGUUUUGUAUCUUGAUGCAGAUACUGGGAAGAACAUAGAAGAAGUCUCUGCUGCUAAUAUAUUCCUUGUGAAGGGCAAUACAAUAGUGACACCAGCUACGAGCGGAACGAUUCUCGGAGGGAUCACACGUAAGAGCAUAAUCGAAAUCGCCCUUGAUCUUGGUUACAAAGUGGAAGAACGAAGUGUUCCGGUAGAAGAACUGAAGGAAGCUGAAGAAGUUUUCUGCACUGGAACUGCCGCUGGAGUUGCUUCUGUUGGAAGCAUCACUUUUAAGAACACAAGGUCUCUUCUUCCUCUCUGGAUACAUGUAUACAUAUGCUUAGAAUUUUACAUUUAUCUGUUGAUAAAUAAUCUGCAGGACUGAGUACAAAGUUGGAGAUGGGAUUGUUACACAGCAACUUCGAUCUAUUCUUGUCGGAAUACAAACUGGUUCUAUCCAAGACACUAAAGAUUGGGUUUUGCAGAUUGCCUAAGUUACUUUCAUAUCCUAUAAAUAAUGUUGCACUCUCUUGAUCACCCAUCAAAAGCUUUUGAAAUAGUUUUUGGUAAAUUUGUGACAUAAAUUUGUGAUAUAUCACCACAUCGUAUUAGUAUUAAACAUUUGUUUCACUCUUCCAAAGAGACAAAAGCAAAACUAAAGACCUUCAACUUCAAGGUCAGGAUAUGUAAUCUAAUGGUUUGUCUUUGUGGCAUUUUGCCACCAUUGGUUCAAAAUACCAUUGCUGUAUGAUCAGCCUCCUCAGAUUCUAUUUGCCAGACUCUACGGCGGUAUAUUCGCUUUUAGAAAAAAAACAAUUUUGUCGAAACUUUUUUUUUUUUGUAAAUAUUGUAGAUUCCACACACAAGACUGUCUAAGAUUCUUUGAUAAGACACGACAAAUGCGAUUUAAGAUUUUUCAAAGAAAUGAGGUUCGUUGAUUGUUCCACUA
Molecule: messenger RNA, 2058 nt
Organism: Arabidopsis thaliana (thale cress)
Lineage: Eukaryota; Viridiplantae; Streptophyta; Magnoliopsida; Brassicales; Brassicaceae
Gene: BCAT-1
Product: branched-chain amino acid transaminase 1
Exons: 9
Coding region: 85-1494 (469 amino acids)
Biological process (GO): L-valine catabolic process; L-leucine catabolic process; branched-chain amino acid metabolic process
Cellular component (GO): mitochondrion
Molecular function (GO): catalytic activity; L-leucine:2-oxoglutarate transaminase activity; L-isoleucine:2-oxoglutarate transaminase activity
Source: RefSeq, marked reviewed